Messenger RNA from Podarcis raffonei (Aeolian wall lizard), 1250 nucleotides. It is a transcript of the gene SH3BGRL, whose product is annotated as SH3 domain binding glutamate rich protein like. The transcript has 5 exons. The coding region runs from base 50 to 673 and encodes 207 amino acids. Gene Ontology annotation, cellular component: cytoplasm. NCBI's taxonomy places the organism in Eukaryota, Metazoa, Chordata, Lepidosauria, Squamata, Lacertidae. The record is from RefSeq and is a predicted model, not a curated record.
GGAGAAGGGAAAGGCGCCGGAGGCGCCGCCGUCGCUGCCGCUGUUGGGGAUGGUCCCUGUCCCAGGAAAGGGCGGGCGAGCUGCCUGCCUGAGGAGCGGCUCCUGUUACGACCGCCCGGAACAGCCCCAGCGGCUGGGUAUAUAUGCUGCCGCUGCCGCACGCCGCCUCAUUAGCGCCUCGCCGGCUCCAUAUAGCCCCCGCCGCGGAGGAGGGACCGAGCCCGUGCCGGCCCUCAGACUGGCUGCUCGCCUGAAGGGGAAUGGAGGAGGACGGAGAGAGGGGAGAGACAGCGGCGGCUCCGAGUGCAGGGAUGCGUUUCCGAGCUCCCGAUCUUCCUGCCCGACAAUUAUCCUCACGCAGCAGCCUCUUGAGAUUAAAAAGCAACAGCAGGACGUGUGUGGCUUUUUGGAAGUCAACAAGAUAGAGUAUGAGGAGAAGGACAUCGCGGCCAAUGAAGAGAACCGCAAAUGGAUGCGGGAGAACAUCCCCGAAAACUGCCGGCCGACCACUGGGAAUCCUUUGCCUCCACGAAUCUUCAAUGACGGCCGGUACCUUGGGAACUAUGACGAUUUCUUCGAAGCUAGAGAGAAUAAUGCGGUAUACGCCUUUUUAGGCUUGACUGCCCCACCUGGUUCCAAGGAGGCAGAAGCCCUGGCGAAGCAAGAAGCGUGAAUAUUUUCCCUUGUGCCUAAAGCCUUAAAUGUUCUGCGAAGGGAAAUUUCAACAGCUUUUUGAUACAGUAGCAAAAAUAUCUAUGCUUCAAGAAUUCCGCCCCACCCCCACCCCCUAUGCUGAUUGCUGCACACGGCAUCCCCACUAUACAUGAAUAUAAAAUGGAAAACGCCAAGUGAAAACUCAAACUUGCCAUGAAGACAAAGGGUGUCAUUAAAGGAAGUGUUUAGAAAUAAUGAAUUUCCCCCCACUUGUUCACCCAAGUGGUGCAAUCUGCUUUUUGGCAAUAGUGUAAUUUUUUAUUUUAUUUUUUGUAAACUUAAAAAAACACCCCACCUUAUUUUACUAUUAGUAAUGCAAAUCUGUAGUUAUACUUGUAGAUCCAACCGCUGAAACAGCAGCAAAUAAUUCUGUUAAUCAACGCCAGUGCCUCAAAAACAUUACUGAAAAAUAAUGUUGGUGUUUCUUUAAAUGUGAUUUUUGAAAUACAAAAAGUUAAUGUGUAGUGUAGUAUAGUAAUAGUUGUAGUUGCUUGCUGAGGUUAGGGUAUUUCUUCAUUUGUAGGAUGCAUUUUGAA